Papaver somniferum (opium poppy) is the source of this 526-nucleotide messenger RNA. RefSeq lists its product as uncharacterized. NCBI's taxonomy places the organism in Eukaryota, Viridiplantae, Streptophyta, Magnoliopsida, Ranunculales, Papaveraceae. Bases 283 to 489 code for a protein of 68 amino acids. The transcript has a single exon. The record is from RefSeq and is a predicted model, not a curated record.
CAUUCAAGUCUAUUUGAAAGAACAAAAAAGUUGAGAUUGUCGGUUUAAAUAUUUUAAAAGAAUACAAAGUUGUCGAUUGAUUGAUGGUUCGAUAUCUUUGGACGAGGCAUUACAGGAUUCUAGUCACUCUGGUCUCAUUCUUCCACUCUGAAAAAAAUCAUCAUUUGGCAUCCACUACUUUUAACUAUUUGGACUUUGCAUCUUUCGUUAUUAGAAAGAUUUAGUGAAACAGAAGAAAGAAGAAGAGAGAAUUGCUUGCGGAACCAGAAAAAGGUCUGAGAAAUGAGAGAUUGGGCAGCACCGAUUGUAGCUGUAGCUCUGUUUGCAUUUUUGUGUCCGGGAUUAAUCUUUCAACUACCAGGGAAACAUAAACCAGUCGAGUUUAUGAACAUGAAGACCAGUGUUAUCUCAGUUUUUGUUCAUUCUAUCAUUUAUGGUUUAUUGCUCAUGUUAUUCCUUGUUAUCCUGCGUAUUCAUGUCUAUGUGUAGACCAAGAAUUUCAGAUAUAUAUGGCCCUUCGAUCUCA